AUGACAGGCCUCUCCGGUCUGGCUUUUGACCCAGGCACCCUAGCUGCCUUCCGCAUCAUCUUGCCAUAUAAGCAACUUGGGAGAGUCAUUUUAUCUCUGAGAAUUGCAGUUGAUGAUCGCAGAAUAGGCUUGGUUAACCAGUCACCAAAUCUCAGUCUCCAUCUAGAUGGCCCCUCAGUGUGGCCAGAAGGAAGCAAGGACAAAGGAAACCUUUUCUAUCUUCUUCAAGCAGUCUUCAGUACAACUGUGAUUCCUUCAUGUAUCCCAGGAGAGUCGGGAGAUAACUGCACAGCAUUAGUUCAAACUGAAGAUAAUCCACGUGUGGCUCAAGUGUCAAUAACAAAGUGCAGUGCUGACAUGAAUGGCUACUGUUUGCAUGGACAGUGUAUCUACCUGGUAGACAUGAGUGAAAAUUACUGCAGGUGUGAAGUGGGUUACACUGGUGUCCGGUGUGAGCAUUUCUUUUUAACCGUCCAAAAACCUCUGAGCAAAGAAUAUGUGGCUUUGACUGUGAUUCUUGUUAUCUUGUUCCUUGUCAUAGUUGCUGGUUCCAUAUACUACUUCUGCAGAUGGUACAGAAAUCGAAAAAGUAAAGAACCCAAGAAGGAAUAUGAAAGAGUGACCUCAGGGGAUCCAGCAUUGCCGCAAGUCUGA
This is a messenger RNA of Budorcas taxicolor (takin), 654 nucleotides long. RefSeq names its product epiregulin (gene EREG). The transcript is spliced from 6 exons. The coding region runs from base 1 to 654 and encodes 217 amino acids. Lineage: Eukaryota; Metazoa; Chordata; Mammalia; Artiodactyla; Bovidae. Gene Ontology annotation, biological process: positive regulation of cell population proliferation; epidermal growth factor receptor signaling pathway; positive regulation of mitotic nuclear division. The record is from RefSeq and is a predicted model, not a curated record.